AGAUUAUAAAACCGAGGAUCGCCGUAUGUCUUCUUGUACCUUCCACACAUUUAGUCCCUACCACCCACGGCCACCAUCUGCUGCUCCCGAAGCAGAGGCUCAUACAACGGCGUCAAGCCUGGAGCUUUAAAGACAGCAACGGGGGUAUCCCGUUUAAAGCACCACGGUUCCUAAGACAUUGGAUUAGCUGUGUGAACUUUAUCACUAAAGCUAAAACCACCGUUGUUGCCGCCAUCCACCAGUCCCACAAAUCAGAACAAAAUGGUGCAGAACAAGAUCACCGAAGUUACCGGAUUCCAUCGCUCUUUUAAGGGCCAAAAUCCCUUUGAAUCUGAGGAAUUUUCCAAAACAGGAUCCCAUCUCCUUGAAUCUGCCUUCAAUUUUGAUUGUUCCGCCCGACUUGCACUGCCUGUGAUUCAGUUGAUCGAUAUCCCAGAUGCCAAAAAGAGAAACAAGAAGAAAAAGAGAUGCAGGGCAACAGACAGCUUCUCAGGGCGAUUUGAGGAUGUAUAUAAACUGCAAGACGAGGUGCUGGGAGAAGGGGCCUAUGCCAGAGUCCAGACCUGCAUCAACCAAAUCACCCACAAAGAAUAUGCUGUGAAGAUCAUUGAGAAAAGGCCAGGACACAGCAGAAGUCGUGUUUUCAGAGAGGUGGAAAUGCUGUACCAGUGUCAGGGCCACAGAAAUAUUCUGGAGCUGGUGGAGUUCUUUGAGGAGGAGGACAAGUUUUACCUUGUGUUUGAGAAGCUGAGAGGAGGUUCUGUCUUGGCCCACAUUCACAAGAGGAGAUACUUCAGUGAGCAGGAAGCCAGCAUUGUGGUGCAGGACAUUGCGAGUGCACUGGACUUCCUUCACAAUAAAGGAAUGGCCCACAGAGACCUGAAGCCUGAAAACAUCUUGUGUGAACACGAGGACAGGAUUUCGCCUGUGAAGAUUUGUGAUUUUGAUCUGGGCAGUGGAAUUAAACUCAAUAGUGACAGUUCGCCCAUCUCCACUCCAGAGCUCCUGACUCCAUGUGGAUCUGCUGAAUAUAUGGCGCCGGAAGUUGUGGAAGCCUUCAACGAGGAGGCCACCAUCUAUGAUAAGCGCUGUGAUCUGUGGAGCCUGGGUGUUAUCCUUUACAUCAUGCUGAGCGGUUACCCUCCCUUCGUGGGGUGCUGUGGAAGCGACUGUGGAUGGGAGAAUGGAGAACCUUGUCAAGCGUGUCAGAACACCUUGUUUGAAAGCAUCCAGGAGGGCAAGUAUGAGUUUCCAGAGAAAGAGUGGGCUCAUAUUUCCUCCAGUGCCAAAGACCUCAUUUCCAAACUUCUUGUGCGGGACGCCAAGAAGCGUCUUAGCGCUGCUCAGGUUCUCCAGCACCCCUGGGUACAAGGGUGUGCCUUUGACUGUCUCCCUUCCUCUAUCCUGCUGCAAAGGAACAGCAGCACUAAGGACCUGACGUUCUUUGCGGGUAAGGCUGUUGCCAUGAACCGGCAACUAGCGGAGCAAGACGACCUAGAAGAACAGCAGCUACAGGACUCCCCUCAGGUCGUUACAGCUGGUGCCACGUCCAUGCGUCUCUCCCCUCCCUCCAACUCCAAACUGGCCAAGCGCAGACAGAGGAGUAGCCUGCUAAAAGGAGCGCCUGUGUCUGCCUCCGAGCUCAGGCAGCUCCUGGCACCGCUGGUCAUCGUGGGAGACUGUGCUUGAUCGGUUGAGCUGGGCUCCCCGUGAGCAAUUUUCCAAUUUCAAAUGGACGAAGUAUCUGCUACCUUUUGUGCAAAUCCCUCUCCAUUUUUUCUGCCCACUUAAAUGGGACCCAGCCCUUUCCUAAAUGAUGGUUCAGUUUGUGCCUGUUGCAAAUCCAGUUUCCUCCAGCAAGAGCUCCUACAGCACUUUGAUCAACUCGACAGCAUGGCAAUUACCUUGCGAGCUCAAGGCGAAUGAACUGGACUCCGUUUAGGAUAGAGAUUGGGUUACACAAGCCAUUUGGAAAUUUGUCUAAAGGUAGAGCGUAAAAUACCAGCUCAGACACCAAAGGUCUAAUACCUCCCACCCCACUCCCUGAACCUCUUUUUGUGCUGCUUCCACGUUACAACUGGAUCCACUGUGAAUUUUCUCUGUGAGAGAUACAACUGCAUUUGUUUUUCAGGAAUGUUUUUCCUGUGUGUGUAUGUGUGUAUGUGUGUGUGCAUAAAUCCCCCUCUCCUUCAGCAGAUACUGAAGAUACUGGUAUGUGCUUAUGCAACCCUGAUGAAGGCUAUUAUGACUUGCAUUACUUUAGCAGAUAUCUUGUAUAAGUGGAGCGAAGCUCUGAUAAUAGUGCCUCACCUAAUUUAAUGCAUCGCUGUCCUUCCCCCACAGCCUUUAAUUGCGACAAGAAAAUCCCCUGACUUGACCGUUAGGAAUAGCUAUUUUUUCUUUGUUAUUCAAGCACAUCCAGAGUGUGUCCUUAUAGCUAGACUAUCCCAGCAGUCUGCUUUGAGACAUGGGUUCCCCUAAUUGAGGAACUGGUAAAUGCAUUUGAUUUAAGGUGUAAGUGAGGUUUUUGCAAGACUUGGAAUUGGAAUUGCAGCAUCAGAUGCAUCCAAACCGAUGUCUAGGAAACUCUAACGUUUCCUGUAAAUUUCACCAAAACUGAAUCAAUAACCGAUAAGAGUGACUAUAAACAUUUCAGAGCACAACUGGGAUCAAGUGCAUGCUGGGAAGCAACCAGGUGGUUGCACAAGCACACGUUUGCCAGUGUGACUACAUGAAUGUCGACGGUCGGUAUCAGAGAUUUGAGGCUUUGAGCUUGUACCCCACUUUAAAGGGGCCAUUAUGGUACAGAAACAUCAAACUGUCAGAUUGUGGAUGCCACCAAAAAGCAAACUAUAUAAAUAUUAAGAGGG
Molecule: messenger RNA, 2870 nt
Organism: Cyprinus carpio (common carp)
Lineage: Eukaryota; Metazoa; Chordata; Actinopteri; Cypriniformes; Cyprinidae
Gene: mknk2b
Product: MAPK interacting serine/threonine kinase 2b
Exons: 15
Coding region: 262-1689 (475 amino acids)
Biological process (GO): protein autophosphorylation; intracellular signal transduction; peptidyl-serine phosphorylation
Cellular component (GO): nucleus; cytoplasm
Molecular function (GO): ATP binding; calmodulin binding; calcium-dependent protein serine/threonine kinase activity
Source: RefSeq, a predicted model, not a curated record